AUGACAAGCACCAUGGCAAAGCCAGAAGCCGAGACAGAAACCCCUGCUCUUGAAAAGGGCCGAGAGACAAACGAGGAGUGUGCACCUGAGAAAGAGAGCGGACCACGUUCUCGGAAGGCUGUCAGAAUCCACAACCAAAGUGCGGAAAAAACGCUGAGAACAACCGGCGACAACGCUCCCGAAAGCACUCCGCAAAGCACUCCGCACGCCUCUUCUCACCCUGCUUCCUCUGCUUUGCCCGCGGCCCUUCCACCUUCUCGCCCGUUCCUUUCUGCCUCAGUUUCCUCUCCUUCUCCGUCAGCGUCUCAGGCUUUCUCUCACUCUCAGGCAUCUGUGGGGUCUCUGGCUCGGUGCCCAGGCCCGUCCCACCAAUCCGGAGCUAGUGCGUCUCCUUCUUGUCUGCCUUCCGCGACGAGUCUCGCACCUGGUCCCACUGAGGCUUGCGCCUCUUCCGAGCAGUCCUCGCCUUUUCUCGCCUUGCAUCUUGCCUCCUCGGAGAGCUCAACCGUGGUGUCGCCAUCCAACACCUUGGCCGCGAUUGCCACGUCGGCGCCCAAAGUGUCUCCGCUCGCGCCGCCGCCCCACAGAACGGCAUCCUCUGCUUCGGCUUCACCCCCUGCGAAGCCGGGGACGUCGCCGCCCUUCCGGUCAAGCCCGGAGUCUCUCCAAGGGAACGAAAGUGACGCGUUCCCGCCGCUCGACCUCUCGCCCCGCUCCUCGCCCUCGUCGUCUUCUGCGCCUCAGCACACAAGGGACAAAAGGCGCCAAAUGCACACACGAGCGGAGCACCCAGCGCCCGCUCCGGGAGACAACCGCUCGCUCUCCUCGUGUACCUCACCUUCUUCCCAUCCGCGUCCUUCGCCGCCUCUCCCCGUUGACGAGGCGACUCGCCCGCCGACGGCUGCAGGCGCAAAACGCGCGGUCUGCCAGGCGUCUCCUGAGGACCCUAAAGGGGCGAAGCGCGUGACGGAGGGGUCUGGUGCGAAGGCCCGGGCUCCAAAGCCUCCCCGGCCUCCGCGUUUGGGGCUCCAGCCCCCUGCCUCGGCGCCUCUGCCAACUCUCCUCGCGUCCCAACUCUCGGCCGCAUCCGGUCCUUCUCUCCAGAAGUCUUUGCUUUGCAGCCCUGUGGCGGAGGCCGCCUCACCGCCUGCAAAUACCAGGAAAUCGGAGGAGGCAGGAGGCAGUCCUUCGGCUUUUCCUCAGACCGCCAGCCUGCUCGAGAUGUCAGCAGACCGUUUGGCGCGCACAAGUCCCGAACAGAGAACAGGAAAACCGGGGGAGAACGAAGACAAGACGGUCGAUGACACGAAGCAGCAGUUUCUUCGCCAGCUCCGAGAGCACAUCCUGGGCGCCGCCGCCGCUGCCCGACACUCCUCGGGUCUCCCUGCGGCGGUCGCGUCCUCGUCUUCGUCGCAGGCCGGCUCCGCAGUGGAAGGCGCACUUGAGCGCCUCGCCCAGGCUGUGGAGAGUCUCUUUGCGUGUGGCGGAGCCUCUUCAGAGACAGGGAAGGGGGGAGAAGAAAGGUCUUCGCUCGGAGACAAAGGGACGCGUGGGCAUGCCGGAGACGACGUCUCGCCUUCGCUCCACGUGCCUCGCUUCUUGCCCGUAGCCCACCUGCUUCAGCAGCUCUUACGAAGUCGGCUCGAGUCCCCUGGGCCCGCCGCCCGCCAGGUCCCAGCGCUGUCGCGUCCAAUCAGGCUCCUGCCUCAACCAAAGGCGCCGGCGUCUGCUGUCGAGCCCCACGCACCGCCUCUUCGUCAGGGGGCAGACGGUGCCCGUGCGAGCGCGAUCCCGGAAGGAGAACGAAAGAGCGGUUUGCAUGCGCCGUCCUCGUCUCUCCUCCAGGCCUCCUCCGAAACCGCGGAAGGCGGGACGGGAAGCGAGGGGGAGGCUGGGGUUCCCGGAGUCUCCCCAGGCGUCACCGCCGGAACCGCAAGAACCUCCGAAAGAACCUUGUCGGAGACAACGCCGGGGGGAGAGCCUCACACCCGUCCGCAGCCUCCGGCUCGACAUGGCGUCCCUCCAGCUCAAGUCGGCCGUGCUGGCGGUCGCGCAAACGUGAACAGGGCCCUCUCGGCACGUGGCGAGACGGGGACACUUGGCCCGAGUCUCGGCAAUCCUCCUACGGCUCUGGGGCACUCGCCGUCGGCGAUUCAGCCGACCGAGGUCAGCAGUCUCGGAAGAGACACCAGCACCCCCCAUUCAAAUCACUGCGAGCACAGUGUGGCUGCGGCCCCUGCUCUUGGCCCUACGGGAGUCGCCGCCUCUAAGGAGACACCUCCGGAGAGCGACCCGAAGGCCCAUUCUGCUCAGGCGCCUGUGACGACGCCAAGCAGCGCCGGAGCGUCGGGGCUGGUGCAUUCGCCCCUUCGCCCUGUGUGCACCGCCGCGGGUCACGGCGCCAAAGGCGCCGCCUUUGCUGGGGCGCACGCAGGCCGGAAAGGCGACGCCAUUCGAGGUGGGAAGAAAGACUUUGCAGGAGGCGAGGAAGGAGACAAGAACCCAAAGGGACGGGGGUGCUGCAGGAAGGGGACUCGAGAGGAGGGGGAAGGCGACAAACGGAGCGGCAGAGCCGUAGGCAGGGACAGCGAAGGAGAGGCCUCAGCGCGGGAGAGGGCUGGGCAAGGCAGCGGCGGCUCUACGGGCGACUCGCAGCCACGCAGUUGCGGCCUCGGCGAACCGAGGCCGCGCGCAGGCACCACGGAAGGGAAGAAGGCGCCUCGUGCGUCUUCAAGGCACGCGGCUGGAUCGGGGCCCCCAGCGUCUUCGGCCCGACCUCGUGUGCCUUCGAAGCCCCACCCUAAGAGAGAACCGCCGCACUCACACGCCGCGGCUCCGAACAGUUCGAGUGUGCCGGCGAGCGAAGCGGCCCUUCCUGAAGACGGGGCGGCGACGCCUGGGAAAGGCUGUGAGGUGUCUCCGCAUGCGUUCCCCUGCUGCCGCAGGAGACUCUUUUGCAUGCAUGACCUCUUUGGGCUCUUUGCGGGAGCGGGCGGGACAGGUGCCCCCAGUGGCGAGAAGCCGCUAGGAGACACGCGCCUCCUUCCGUCACACAUGGACGCGCCGGCGGGCGCCUCUCUCGCGCAGGCAGCGAGUGCCUCGAGUGCGCUGCUUCAGGCUUGGAGUUGCCUCGCCUCCUCGGCGGAGAGAAUGGAGGGGCGAGAACGCGAAGCUGUGCCGGGGCAUCGCAGCGACGAGGCAGGCGCGAAUCGCGUUAGGGACCAGGACACGGCCGGCGGCCAGAGGCCUCCCACCACGCAUCUCCGGCCGGUUAGCUUCAUCUCGCUGAAUGCAGGAAAACAGGAAGAACUGUGGCGACCGAAGCUCGUUGACUUGUUGCAUGCAGGCCAGAGUGACCAAGGAGAGACAGCGAGACAGGCUGUCGCCGGUCUCUCCGGUCUGAGUCGCGAGACGAAGAAGCGCCGAGUCGGGGAACAUGGAGCCGAAGUGGACAGGGGAGACGGCGAGGAGCUAGACUUAGACACGAGAUGCGAAUCCGACAGCGAUGACUGGGAAGACGACUUUUCAGCCGCUUGGCUCGAUUCGGACGAAGAAAUGGAGCCUCCUCUCGAGCAACUUCGUGCAGACAUUUGUAAUGCCUUACGAACCUUCUUUUAUUUCCUCCACGAAGCUGUCGAGGGGCUGCGCCCGGAGCUGCUGCAAGCGUACCGAGAUCAUUUCGCCUUUCUCAGCUCGGCGACCAGAGUCGCGCACCUUCGGAACUACGAGGCGAUUCUCAGUCGUCUCAAGAGACGCAGUCCUUGCAAGUGGAGCCGACUAAGCAUUCAAAUGACAUUCGCUGAGCUGGAGGCGAUGCGCGAACUCCACACCCACCGGCAGUCCACGUGCAAAGCCCUCUUAGGUCACGUCGCGCUGUCGACGCUGUUCUCUCCACUUUCUCCUUCUACCCUUCCCAGCGACAGAGCGAACUGCGUAGAGGCCUGCUUCCCUUUCUCGUGCUUCGUUCCGUCGCUCGGGCCCCAGCCUUCUUCGUGCACUUCCCCCGUCUCUCCAUUUGUUCCUUGCGCCUCCGCCGCGUCGAGUGCUGAGCUUCCUUCGAACGGAGCAGCGGGCGGUCACUGCCUCACUGCUUCUGCAGAGUGCGUGCUCUCCCCACCCUCUUCAUCGCGGCCUGUCUUCGCCUGCUCGUCUGCCUCCUCGUUGCCUGGAGAGGCAGACACUCUGCAGAAAAGCAAGAGACAAAGCAGUGUAGUGGCGCUGAAGAGCCUCGCCGCGUCUCUGAACGCCGCAGCCGCCUGCGUCUCCGUCCCGGGCGCUAGCGAGUCCGAAACGGAGGGAUCCCGGCCGCCUCUCACAGCGGCACAGGCGACAGAGAAGGUGAAGAAAGAACUUCCCGCGAACACGACGGGUCCCAGCCCCGUCCCCGUCUCCCAGGCGGAGUCUACGGGCCCCGUCGGCCAGGGCUCCUUGUCUCCAGAGGCCUCGUCCGUCUGUUUAGAAACAGCCGGUCUUCAGGGCGAAGGACAGAAAGAGGGCGCUGCGCCGAGCCUGGAAAACCUUGCACCCUCUCUGCCCCAGAACUCAGGAGACGUGCGCUGA
This is a messenger RNA of Neospora caninum, 4560 nucleotides long. RefSeq lists its product as hypothetical. NCBI's taxonomy places the organism in Eukaryota, Apicomplexa, Conoidasida, Eucoccidiorida, Sarcocystidae. The coding region runs from base 1 to 4560 and encodes 1519 amino acids. The transcript has 4 exons. The record is from RefSeq and is a predicted model, not a curated record.